Molecule: messenger RNA, 2023 nt
Organism: Exophiala xenobiotica
Lineage: Eukaryota; Fungi; Ascomycota; Eurotiomycetes; Chaetothyriales; Herpotrichiellaceae
Product: acetolactate synthase, catabolic
Exons: 3
Coding region: 138-1814 (558 amino acids)
Biological process (GO): butanediol metabolic process; L-valine biosynthetic process
Cellular component (GO): acetolactate synthase complex
Molecular function (GO): flavin adenine dinucleotide binding; thiamine pyrophosphate binding; magnesium ion binding
Source: RefSeq, a predicted model, not a curated record
CACAUUCCAUAUUGUGAUCGUCCAUCUUCCUUCUGCUCGUCUCCUUUGUUUGAAUUCUUCCAUAUUGACUCAGAGUACUCGAUGGGCUGAAAUAUUGGCAGCCUGAGCUUUUCUCCCGUCACGAACCCGCACACACCAUGGCCGAGGAUACAGUUGCUCAGAUCAUUGUCAACAGCUUGUACAAUGCUGGAGUCCGAUAUGUCUUCGGUGUCCCAGGAGCCAAGAUAGAUGCCAUAUUCGAUUGUCUUGAAGACCACCCUGAGAUCAAGCUCAUUGUCGCCCGACACGAGCAGAAUGCAGCGUUCAUGGCGGCGGCGUUAGGCCGCAUCACUGGUACACCCGGGGUUUGCAUAGCCACCAGCGGACCAGGAGCAAGUAACCUCGCGACCGGUCUUGUCACUGCGAACACAGAAUGUGACCCUGUCGUUGCUCUGAUUGGUAGUGUCCCGCGAGCAAUGCAGCUGCACAGGACUCACCAAAGCAUGAAAGCCCUUGACAUCCUGGGACCAACCUCAAAAAUGGCCGUCUCAAUCGACGUCGAGGACCAGGCUGCCGAGGUCAUCUUGAAUGCCUUCAGAACAACUUCUUCCUCGCCAAAGGGGACCGCCGUCAUUAGCAUUCCCAUUGAUGUCUCCAAAAACAAAUCCAAGAUUUUGCCGUUCCAAAGCCAGGCCUUUCUUCCACCGAAAUAUGGCACAGCUCCUACCUCGCACCUUGAUGAGGUCAUCUCGAUGAUUCAAAAUGCGAAGCUUCCCGUUCUGUUUCUUGGACUGCGAGCCAGCGCUCCGAGAGUCGUCGAUGAAGUACGCAAGCUGCUCUCAAAGUUCCCCCUUCCGACGGUCGAAACGUUUCAAUCGGCCGGGGCAAUCUCCAAAGAACUAGUACACGUCUUCUAUGGCCGUGUUGGUCUUUUCAGAAACCAGUGCGGCGACAAAUUGCUGGCAAAAUCUGACUUGAUUCUGUCUGUCGGCUACGACCCGGUCGAGUACGAUGCAAGCGCUUGGAAUCCCAAAGGCGACGGACGCAUUGUUCAUAUCGACGUUACUGCCGCAGACUAUGGGGUAGCUUAUCGCCCCAUUCUGGAACUGGUCGGCUCGAUCGCUGAGAACGUUGCCUACAUCUCGAAGCAUUUACAGCACAUUCCCGAGGCCUCGAUCUCAGACAUGUGCCAGAGUCUCCGGGAGGAAUACCUCUCGUGGCAGGAGCUACCUGAUGUGAAACGGUCAUCCGGUCUUGUCCAUCCGCUCCAUUUCAUCACUGUUCUCCAAAGUCUCGUGUCUAAAGACACCACAGUCUGUGUCGACGUAGGCAGCGUCUACAUUUACUUUAUGAGAUACUUCUUCGCCUACGAGCCUCGCCGGCUCCUGUGCUCAAAUGGGCAGCAAACACUAGGUGUAGGUCUUCCUUGGGCCAUUGGCGCAAGUCUUGCACAACAACCUCCAUGCUCCGAGAAAGUCGUCUCAGUCAGCGGCGACGGCGGCUUUAUGUUCUCGUCCCAGGAAAUGUCGACCGCUGUCCAACAAGGGUGUAACAUCACCCACUUCAUCUGGAAUGAUGAGCAUUUCAACAUGGUCGAGUUUCAGGAGGUGAUGAAAUACAAUCGCUCAUCAGGUGUAAAGCUGGGUGGCGUGGAUUUUGUCAAGUUUGCUGAGAGCUUCGGCGCCAAGGGCUUUCGGAUUUCCGAUUCAUCUCAGGUGGAAAGCGUCCUCAAGGAAGCCCUAGCACACAAAGGCGUCUCUUUGGUAGACGUGGCCAUUGACUACUCGGGGAAUCUCGAGCUGGCAAAGACCAUUGCUCAAGACCAAUGGAACUGAUCGCCACCUCAUACAAGUAGUUGAUAUCACAGUGGGCGGACACGGUUGACUGCUUAAAAUAAACUGCCUGGUCUAGCAAGGGACGGAGCUUCCUGGAAUCGAUAAUAGGUUCAGCCUUGUUGUGAUAUUAGCGUCGGGAUACUUGCCCAGCCUAGUAUUCCCCCUCCUUGCGCUCAGUUACGAGUGACUACAUAUAGCGGCCAGUCUUU